AAUUCAACAAUUUUCUCCCAUUUUUAGCUUUUUUUUUUCCUCCAACAAUCCUACCCACUUCUUUAUAACGAUUUUUGUCAAGUUUUUUCGUUGUGAUUUCGGUUGAUUUGGUCUUCUCAGCUGAAAAAGUCGUUUGGAUCUGGCAUCUAUCUUUCUCAGAAAACCUAGUUCUUAUCUUCGUCUGUCAUCCCAUCUGUUUCUCCACUUUGUAAUUGGAAUAUAAUUCUAUUUGACUAGGUUUUAGCUGAGGGUUAGUGGGUGGGUGAAGGGCUCAUGAGUAGACCUGAAAAAGCUUUAUUUUCCUCAAGUCUGCCAUAGAUCUGUUGUUAGGCGUUUUUCUGCAGAAUAUUCUUAUUGCCUAGAAAGAUGAACCAUUUUAGUUUUCAGCAGAACGCCUUUAUGGCCCGUGAGGAGAUCAGAGGCGGUUCCGGUUCCACCUUUGCAUCUGAUCCGAUGGACCCUGUUGUUUGCCCUAGGCCUCGCCGAGUUGGGAUUUUGGCUAGCAAUUUUGUCAAGUCCUUGAGAUUGCAGAUUAACCCAUUAUCUGAGUUCUGUGAUUCAAAAGCUGGGGCAGAUCUUCUGGACAUGAUUCUCAUGAAGGAGGAUUAUGGGGCAGAACAAUCCAUUGCCCAGGUAGCCUCUUCACCCCCGUUUUUUUGUGGGUCUCCUCCAAGCAGGGCUGCAAACCCUGUAGUCCAUGAUGCUCGAUUCAGAGAAGAGAAGCUUGUUCCUGUUCAUGGAUUUCCUUAUCCAUCCCCAUCGGGUUUAUCUUCACCCUCAUCUUCUGCACGCAAAGGAGGAUGUGUUAGAAUGAAGUUUGGGCCUAAUCCAGCCGCAGUUAGAGUAGAAGGAUUUGACUGUCUUAAUAGGGAUCGCCAGAACUCCAGCAUCCCUGCCAUGGCUUGAAAUUCCUGCAAUUGUAUAUAGAAGGAAGCUGAAUGCCACCACCACAUUUCACAAAAAACAAUAGUGCACUUAACCAGAGGAUAUAUUUUUUCUGGAUAUUUUUGGAGAGAAUUGAGAUCUGUUACUGUAAAUAUGAUGAUAUGUUUUUUUGGGUGAUCGUCUCACUGCUAAUGUCUAUAAGUAGUUUGAGUGUAUAACGGAGGCAAAUCUUUUGUUCAAGAGAAUGUUUGAACAUGCUAAAGGAGCAAUGCUCUCUUUUUGUAAUAUAAAAUGGCUUAGUAGUAGAGUACUAGGGAAAAUUGUGUCUACUAUAUCAAGUUUUGAUGGUCACUGAAUAUUCUGUAUAAAGUCCUAUUGGUGUUGUAGUAUUGGUCAUGUAAAUGAGUAUUGUUAAAUGUUUUAGAAACUUUACCU
Messenger RNA from Cannabis sativa, 1320 nucleotides. RefSeq lists its product as uncharacterized. The coding region runs from base 367 to 906 and encodes 179 amino acids. The transcript is spliced from 4 exons. Lineage: Eukaryota; Viridiplantae; Streptophyta; Magnoliopsida; Rosales; Cannabaceae. The record is from RefSeq and is a predicted model, not a curated record.